AUGACUCCAUCAAAACGUACUUCUCUCAUAACAACAAAUUAUACUGGACAUAUUGAAGAUACUUCUAUACUUCAAAGAUUUCUUUGCACUGAUCUAUCAAAUCAACAUAUACCAGUAACACAUCUUUUUAUUGCUCAUUAUCAUGCAUAUCCAUGUACGGUUAUAAUUCAAGCUUCAACUAGUUUAGGUAAACUUCAUGUUCCUAGUAUACGUCGUUAUCUUGAAAUUGAUCAUAAACAUAAUUCAACAGAGGAUAUUAUUAAACGUGAAUAUCAUCCGAUAGUACGUAGUUUUUAUAUAACUAAUUUUCUUGCUAAUCUUGGCAAUGGUAUUAUGAUUGAUUGUGAAAAUUGUCAAUUAAUAAAUGAUAUUGAAAAUCCAAAUAAAUAUAAAUCAGAUGGAUAUUAUGAUUAUUUUUUAAUAGUAGAAAAACUACGAAUUAAUUAUUUACCUGAACAUGAUAUUUAUGUUAAUGACGAAUUAGCUAGUAAAUUAUCAUCAUUUUAUGUUCUUCAAUCAAAAUCAACAAUUAUUCAAGUAGUAUGUAAAUAUCCACAACAAGGUUAUUAUCUUCAUGGAAUAAAUAUUAAAAAACCAUUCAUUUAUGAUCUUUCAUUGAGUUAUGGCAAGGAUUUUAUAAUAAUUCAUCAUCAAAUUUUAAAACAAUUAAAUAAAAUUGAAUGGAAAGGAAUUAUUCUUCUUUAUGGUAUUCCAGGAACAGGAAAGACAUAUUAUAUUCGUUAUUUGAUAAAUGAACUUCAAGAAAAAAAUUUAAUCUAUUUUCCAUCUGAUAUAAUUCGUGUUCUUUCAUCAUCAGAAAUUCUUCAAAUACUUAAACCAUAUUCUCAUUCAAUUAUUAUUAUUGAUGAUGCAGAAAAUCUAAACAAAGAUCAUCCAGAUCAAGUAUUAAACAAUCUAUUUAAUUUAAAUCAUCUAUCACAUCGACCAAUCAUUGCUACAUUUAAUUCUUAUUUACCACAAAUAUUUUCUCAUCAUAAAACUUCUUCAAUUAUUCAAUAUUCUUUUAAUAAACUUGAUAUUAUCAAUAGUCGAAUACUUCUCAAAACAUUAGGUUCACAACGUGAUAAUGAAACUAUUAAACAAUCGAUGACAUUAGGUGAAAUUUAUACUCAAAUAAUAUUUGAAACAAAAAUACAAAAUGAAAAUAUAAUAGAAUCAAGAAAAAAAUUAAAAACACCCGAUGAAAUGAUACAAUUAUUAGCUGAACAAGAAUUAUCUUUAUCCGAUAAAGAUAAUUGUACACUUUCAUAA
Rotaria sordida is the source of this 1272-nucleotide messenger RNA. NCBI's taxonomy places the organism in Eukaryota, Metazoa, Rotifera, Eurotatoria, Philodinida, Philodinidae. The record is from the annotation of a GenBank genome assembly.